ACAGUCCCGGCGCGGCCACCUGGGGGUGCGGACGUGUGCGCGACCGGUCCCGCCCCGCGGCAUGGCGCUGUGCUGAGCGUGUGGGCACCCGGCCCGGCCGAGCGAGGGCAUAGUCAGCGCGGUGGCUCAGCAUUCUCGAACAUGUCGCGAAACAGUGGAAGUGGUGCGAAAAACAGAAAGCAAUCCUCAGUGCCUGAAAUGGUGCGCAAUUUGGACGCUAUAACUGGGGCAGGUAAGCGGCCGCGAGUGGCUGACACUCAGUCGCCGCCCCAACCGCCCGCGCCCGUGAGAGAAGAUUUUCGCGCCCUACGCACCAUGUUCCGAGAGGAGAUGGAAUCGUUUCGCAAAAGCUCAGAAGAGUCAUUAACAGAGCUGAAAGGUCUGAUUGAAGAAAGAGUUACGAAUUUGGCGUCUUUAAUCCAGUCAAAGUGGCAAUGCUAUGAGGAAAGACUUUCGGAGCUGGAAAAGCACGUAGAAGAGAAGGAUGAGGAAAGCGAAGCACUGAGGGUGAAAGUAAAGGAACGAGACGAAGAUAUCGUUGCCUUAUUGGCGAAAGUGGAUGAGUUAGAGGCGAGAUCCCGUCGGAACACUCUCGUGUUUUCCGGACCGGCCAUUCCCCGGCGACCGGACGGACGCUCGCGGGCGCCCGGGGCGCCCCCGAGUCACGUGCCCGGCUGUGACGGCCGGCCGGGGUCAGCGGGCGCGGCCGGUGGCCCCGGACCGGGUGACGUCGCUCCGACUCCAGAUGACGUCACCGACACCGAGACCGCCUCUCGGCCCGAGCGGGCGGCAGCAGCGGAGAGGAGCGAGGCGACCUUGACCUCGCCGGGAGAGGAGUCAGCUGACCGGCGGCGGGGCGCGGCCUCGGGCCCGGCACCGUCCGGUGGGACGGGUUCCCGCCCCGCCGCUGGCGCUGAGAGUGAGGACAUCGAGGCUGUCUUGAUAGAGGUGAUUAAAAACAACCUCGGGAUUCAGAGGCCGAGAUGGAGGCUCCUCCAGCGGAAGACGCGCCGCCGGCUGACGACGCGCUGGUGAACGGCGAGGUGCCUCCCCCUCUGGACGACUUCGAUUUCGACCGGCCCCAGCAGAUCGAAAAGAAAAAGUCGCCCUACCCCGUCUUCUGGAACCGGCCCAAGGCCAAGAUGUAUCGCAUGAACUUCGACUACGGCGAGACCUACUACAGCAACAUGAUGGCCUACCUCAACAGCAAAUCGACCAGUCUGUCCAGGAACCACGUUCAGCCGCCCAAGGCGCAGUCGUGGGCGGAGCGGGCGCACAACUCGGCCAGUCUACGCUACCCGCGCCAGGAGGCCGACCUCAGCUCCAUGCUGGCCUCGGUGCGCUCCAACAUCCGAAACUACGACAUGCACCACCGACAGUACACCUCCAAAGUGCAGUCUCUGUACGGCGCCAAGGUGCUCUGAGCGGGCGCGGCGCGGCGGCCGGGUGUCAGCGGCGGCCCCAUCCAGCCGCGUCUGUCUGUGGAGCCGUGCUGGCGGUCCGCGGAGAGUGACGUGGGGUGGAGGGCCUGUGAGAAUACUGCUGCAUCGAGACGCAAGGUGCCGUGUCCUUGUGUUUUAGCGUUAUUUGGUUGGCCUUGUGAGGAGAAAACAGUCUUUGCAUGGCCAUACGUCACGCGAUCAAAUGUGAAAUGAAACAUGUCCCGCUCAUCCUGUUAUUUGGAGGUAUAAAUAUUGUUUGUACCAAACGCUGUUUUGAGCUUCUCUUGGCGAAGCCUGUCGCGCACCUGAGACGCGAACCUACAUAUAACUCCUCUCGUUUUUGUCCUUCAGCUCAAGUGGAAGUCCUCUUCAUCUGCGAAAUUCAUACUGCUUCAGUCGAACUUAAACUUUUAUCCUCGCUAACAGUCCGAUACCAUAUGUUUUUGCAAUCUUGUAUUUCCUCAUUAAAAGGACUUUCCUUGCGUCAUAGUCCUUUUAUGCGCGGGGAAGGAUGAUGAUAUUACGCCCGAUGUAUCAACGGCUGUCAUGUUUAUUUCCAAACUUCCUCUGAUGCUGUCAUCACAACUAUACUAAUAAAAUGCUACAAGUAG
Amphibalanus amphitrite is the source of this 2053-nucleotide messenger RNA. RefSeq lists its product as uncharacterized. The record is from RefSeq and is a predicted model, not a curated record. The transcript has 4 exons. NCBI's taxonomy places the organism in Eukaryota, Metazoa, Arthropoda, Thecostraca, Balanomorpha, Balanidae. The coding region runs from base 984 to 1424 and encodes 146 amino acids.